UUAUACCACAUGGGCUCUAUGUGGAAUUUUUAAUGUUAUUCAAGUCCUGUAACCAUCGUACUAAUUCACCAAUCACAGAAAACAUUCUUAUGACGUUAUAAAGUCCCUAAAGCCAGGUUAUCAGGGUUGAGGGUUCUCUUUCCUGCGUCGAAGCACGUGUGUGUGACAGGGCAGCCAUUUGCUCGUCUUUGACUGUACAUUUUCUCCCUUUAUUCCAGUUUUUCUUCACAGUUAGUUCUACACAAACACAGAAUGUAUCGCCUACCUAGUCUACUGGCAUCUUCUCAAAGACUGGUCUCAGCCAGAUCGCUAGCUCCGCGUCUUGCGGCUAGUUUUAGUACCUCACGGUUCCAAAACAGCCCCAAGGAACUCAAGUUUGGUGCAGAGGCUCGUGCGGCCAUGCUUCAAGGUGUUGACACCUUGGCGGAUGCUGUAGCUGUCACGCUUGGACCAAAGGGCAAAAAUGUAAUUAUCGAACAAAGUUUUGGAGGUCCAAAGAUCACCAAGGAUGGAGUUACAGUUGCAAAGGCCAUUGAACUUAAAGAUAAGUACCAGAAUAUUGGUGCUCGCCUGGUGCAAGAUGUUGCAAAUAACACAAACGAAGAAGCUGGCGAUGGCACAACCACUGCUACAGUGCUGGCCCGCUCCAUUGCUACAGAAGGCUUUCUUCAUGUUUCCAAAGGUGCCAAUCCACAAGAGGUCAGAAAAGGUGUCAUGUGUGCUGUUGACUCUGUUGUUGAGUCCCUGAAAAAGAUGUCAAAACCUGUUACUACUCCGGAAGAAAUCGCUCAGGUCGCAACAAUAUCUGCCAAUGGCGACAAAAAUAUUGGAGAACUAAUUUCCUCUGCUAUGAAGAGAGUUGGCAAGAAUGGUGUCAUAACUGUAAAGGAUGGCAAGACUCUCCGAGAUGAACUUGAAGUCAUUGAGGGCAUGAAGUUCGACAGAGGUUACAUCUCCCCAUAUUUCAUCAAUAGCUCUAAGGGCCAGAAGGUAGAAUUCCAAGACUGCCUUUUGCUUCUCUGCCAAAAGAAGAUUUCUUCUGUGCAGCAGAUUGUCCCAGCACUAGAACUGGCCAAUAGCCAUCGCAAACCUCUGGUGAUUAUUGCUGAGGAUGUUGACGGAGAGGCUCUAACUACACUGGUGCUUAACAGACUGAAGGUUGGACUACAGAUAGCUGCUGUAAAAGCUCCAGGUUUUGGUGACAACAGGAAAAACAUGCUUCAGGAUAUGGCUGUCAGCACAGGAGGCAUGGUGUUUGGUGACGAUGCCAUUGAGACAAAGCUUGAAGAUAUCACAAUCCAAGAUUUUGGUGAAGUUGGCGAGAUAUCAAUCACAAAAGAUGACACCAUUCUUUUAAGGGGCAAGGGCAAUGCUGAUGAAAUAGCCAAGCGUUGUGAACAAAUUCGAGAUGAGUUAGAGUCUACAAACUCUGACUAUGAGAAGGAAAAGUUCAACGAAAGGCUUGCCAAACUGUCUGAUGGUGUGGCUAUUCUGAAGGUUGGUGGGUCAAGUGAAGUUGAGGUGAAUGAAAAGAAAGACCGAGUGACUGAUGCUUUGAAUGCUACCCGCGCUGCUGUGGAGGAGGGUAUUGUCCCAGGUGGUGGGGUUGCCCUUUUGAGAUGUGUGCCUGCACUAAAUGAUAUUAAGAUGCCAUCAAAGGACCAGCAAUUGGGAGUGGAUCUGGUGAAGAAGGCUCUGCGAAAGCCAUGCCAGACAAUUGCUGAAAAUGCUGGUGUAGAGGCUGCCCUUGUUGUGGAGAAGGUCUCAUCACUGGAAAACGCAAUGGGAUAUGAUGCAGCUAACAACACCUACGUUGACAUGAUCCAAGCUGGUAUUAUCGAUCCCACCAAAGUCGUGCGCACAGCCAUCACUGAUGCUGCAGGUGUCGCAUCACUCCUUACCACUGCUGAGACUGUUAUUGUAGAAGCACCAAAAGAAGAGGGCGCCGGUGGUAUGGGCGGAAUGGGUGGGAUGGGAGGAAUGGGUGGCAUGGGUGGGAUGGGAGGAAUGAUGUAAGGCACUGUGUUAGCAUAAUACCUGGAUUAGCCUGCACAUAGUAACAAGUUCUUCUAUAAAUAACCCCUUGAGAAGUUGCAAAUCUUAGCUAAAAAUGUUACAUCGAGUGGAAGUGUGAUGUUUAAUGGGGGGUGGGACUAGAGGCGUGUAAGGAAAAGUCUGUGAUGCAAGUGAAUCCUUUCCUGCAUAUUGCUUGAUGCUGUAUAGAGCUCUCUAGUUAAUAAAUUACUUAUUUACAAA
Messenger RNA from Nematostella vectensis (starlet sea anemone), 2256 nucleotides. RefSeq names its product heat shock protein 60A. The transcript is spliced from 11 exons. Lineage: Eukaryota; Metazoa; Cnidaria; Anthozoa; Actiniaria; Edwardsiidae. The coding region runs from base 253 to 2016 and encodes 587 amino acids. Gene Ontology annotation, biological process: mitochondrial unfolded protein response; protein refolding; apoptotic mitochondrial changes. The record is from RefSeq and is a predicted model, not a curated record. Gene Ontology annotation, cellular component: mitochondrial matrix; mitochondrial inner membrane. Gene Ontology annotation, molecular function: ATP-dependent protein folding chaperone; ATP binding; protein-folding chaperone binding.